AUGCCGACCACCAACCUGGGCUGGCCCGAGGACUUCGGCUUCCGGCUCGGCGGCUCUGGCCCCUGCUUCGUCCUGGAGGUGGCCGAGGGCAGCAGCGCGCACGCCGGCGGCCUGCGGCCCGGAGACCAGAUCUUGGAGCUCGAGGGCCUUGCCGUGGGCGGCCUGAGCCGCGAGCGCCUCGUGCGCCUGGCGCGGCGCUGCCCGCGCGUGCCGCCCAGCCUGGGCGUGCUCCCCGGCUCCGACGGCGCUGCCGGCCUGCGGGCCCCACGCCCCGGCCGGGGCCUCGUGCUCGGCCGCGAGCUGCUGCGCCUGCUGGGCCGUAAGCGCCCCGACGCCGUGCACCGAGAGCGCAGGCGCAAGGCCCAGGAGUUCAGCCGCAAGGUGGAUGAGAUCCUGGGGGACCAGCUGACCGCCAAGGAGCAGGUGUUCGCGGCGCUGAAGCAGUUUGCUGCUGAGCAGCGGGUGGACGACCUGGUGUGGGCACUGACCCUGGCACUGCCGCGCGAGGCCCGGGGGCCCCUCCUGGACAACCUCAGAAUCUUCAUCCCCAAGAAGCACCGGGCGCGCUUCGACGAGGUGGUGUCGCAGGGCCUACUGGGCAAGCUGUGCCGCGCGCGCAGGGCGCAGGGCGCGCAGCGGCUUCGCCGGAGCCGCAGCGAAGAGCGGCCCGAGCGCCUCCUGGUGUCCACGCGCGCCAGCGCCGCCCCGCGCCGCCCGGACGAGCCGCCCCCGCGCAAAGCCGCCUCGCUGGUGGGCGGCCGCGCCGGCUCCGGGGGCGCGCGCAGGACAGUCCGCGUCUACAAGGGCAACAAGAGCUUUGGUUUUACGCUGCGCGGCCAUGGGCCUGUCUGGAUCGAGUCUGUCCUGCCUGGCAGCCCGGCUGACAAUGCCGCCCUCAAGUCGGGCGACCGGAUCCUGUUCCUCAACGGACUGGACAUGAGGAACUGCUCACAUGACAAGGUGGUGUCCAUGCUGCAGGGCAGUGGCGCGAUGCCCACGCUGGUGGUGGAGGAGGGGCUCGUCCCGUUCGCCAGCGACUCCGAUUCCCUGGAUUCACCCAACCCGUCGUCAGCGCUCACCUCCCUGCAGUGGGUGGCCGAGAUCCUGCCGUCCAGCAUCCGGGUCCAAGGGAGGACCUUCAGCCAGCAGCUGGAACACCUGCUCACACCGCCCGAGCGCUAUGGCGUCUGCCGGGCCCUCGAGAGCUUCUUCCAGCACAGGAACAUCGACACCCUCAUCGUGGACGUCUACCCCGUGCUAGACACGCCUGCCAAGCAGGUGCUGUGGCAGUUCAUCUACCAGCUACUGACCUACGAGGAGCAGGAACUUUGCCAGGAGAAAAUCGCAUGUUUCCUCGGCUACACGGCCAUGACUGCAGAGUCAGAGCCGGAGCCAGAGCCGGAGCCAGAGCCGGUGCCCGAGCCCCAGCCACGGAGCUCCCUGAGGGCCUCCUCCGUGUGCCGCCGGAGCCUCCGGUCCCAGGGCCUGGAGACCAGCCUCAGCUGCGGUCCCAGUGAGUGCCCUGAGAUGCCACUUCCUCUGAUCCCAGGAGAGCGCCAGGCCGGCGACGGCACGUCCCUCCCCGAGACCCCCAACCCCAAGAUGAUGUCGGCCGUCUACGCGGAGCUCGAGUCGCGGCUGAGCAGCAGCUUCAAGGGGAAGAUGGGGUCGACAUCCCAACCCCUGGGCUCCCCGCCAGGCCCCAGCCCAGCAGACACGGCAGGGCCCAGGACCCUGUCCAGCGUCUCCUGGCCCAGCGAGCGGCUGCUGCCCUCCCCCUGCUACUACCCGCUGUGCUCAGGGGACCCGGGCUCCCCCAGCAGCUCCGAGUCCCACCCCUACGCCAGCCUGGACAGCAGCAGGGCGCCCUCCCCACAGCCCGUCCACCCCGACAGCCCCCCCAGCCCCGACCCUGCCCGCCCGCCCAGCCGCAGGAAGCUCUUCACCUUCUCGCGCCCCGUGCGAAGCCGGGACACUGACCGCUUCCUGGAUGCGCUGAGUGAGCAGCUGGGGCCUCGCGUCACCAUUGUGGAGGAUUUUCUAACGCCCGAGAACGACUACGAGGAGAUGAGCUUCCAUGACGACCAGGGCAGCUUUGCCACCAACGAGCGGAGCAGCGGGAGCGACUGCGUGAGCAGCAGCGAGGAGGGCAGCUCUCUGACAUACUCCUCUAUCUCCGACCACAUACCCCCACCCCCGCUCAGCCCCCCACCCCCGCCACCCCUGCCUUUCCACGACCCCAAGCCUAGCUCCCGCUCCUCUGCCGGCCCCCGGGGUCCCAGCCAGGUGCUGCCCAAGCCCCUAGCCCAGCUCAGCCACCCGGUCCCACCGCCGCCUCCACCACCCCUGCCCCCGCCCGUGCCCUGUGCGCCCCCCAUGCUGUCCCGGGGCCUGGGCCACCGGCGCAGCGAGACCAGCCACAUGAGCGUCAAACGCUUGCGGUGGGAGCAGGUGGAGAACUCGGAAGGCACCAUCUGGGGUCAGCUCGGGGAGGACUCCGACUACGAUAAGCUGAGCGACAUGGUGAAAUACCUCGACCUGGAGCUCCACUUUGGCACCCAGAAGCCUGCCAAGCCUGUGCCGGGGCCCGAGCCCUUCAGGAAGAAGGAGGUGGUAGAGAUCCUGUCCCACAAGAAGGCCUACAACACCUCUAUCCUCCUGGCGCACCUGAAGCUGAGCCCGGCAGAGCUGCGGCAGGUGCUCAUGAGCAUGGAGCCCCGGCGGCUGGAGCCGGCGCACCUGGCGCAGCUGCUGCUCUUCGCGCCGGACGCCGACGAGGAGCAGCGCUACCAGGCCUUCCGCGAGGCGCCCGGCCGCCUCAGCGAGCCCGACCAGUUCGUCCUGCAGAUGCUGUCGGUUCCCGAGUACAGGACCCGCCUGCGCAGCCUCCACUUCCAAGCCACGCUGCAGGAGAAGACCGAGGAGAUCCGAGGCAGCCUGGAGUGCCUGCGCCAGGCCUCCCUGGAGCUCCGGAACAGCCGGAAGCUCGCCAAGAUCCUGGAGUUUGUGCUGGCCAUGGGCAACUAUCUCAACGAUGGCCAGCCCAGGACCAACAAGACCACGGGCUUCAAGAUCAACUUUCUGACCGAGCUGAACUCCACCAAGACCGCGGACGGGAAGUCCACCUUCCUGCACAUCCUUGCCAAAUCGCUGAGCCAGCACUUCCCAGAGCUCCUGGGCUUUGCUCAGGACCUGCCCACUGUGCCCCUGGCUGCCAAAGUAAACCAGCGGGCCCUAACCAGCGACCUGGCUGACCUUCAUGGCACCAUCAGUGAGAUCCAGGACGCCUGCCAGACCAUGUCCCCUUCCAGCGAGGACAAGUUUGCUGUGGUCAUGGCGUCCUUCCUGGAGACGGCCCAGCCAGUGCUCCGGGCGCUGGACGGGCUGCAGCACGAGGCCAUGGAGGAGCUGGCCAAGGCGCUGGCCUUCUUCGGGGAGGACUCCAAAGCCACCACCUCCGAGGCGUUCUUUGGCAUUUUUGCCGAGUUCAUGAGCAAGUUCGAGCGAGCACUCAGCGACCUGCAAGCCGGAGACGGCCCGCGCAGCUCCGGGAUGGUGUCUCCCCUGGCCUGGUGACGGCAGCCACGUUGUCCGCAGACUGAGUAUGGAGGUGGACACACGGCAAGGCUGCGCCCAAGAGGGCAGCAUGGACGUGGAGAGGGAGGGGCCUCGGCACAGGGCCCAGCUGCUGCCUGUGUCUCCAGCUACCUCAGCCGCCAGGCUUGGCCGGCCUGGGCCCACCCUGGUCUGGCACAGCCUCUCUGAGUGGGAGCAGAGACCCUGGCAGCCCAGCCUGGCUUGUUCCUCACUCCCACCUCUCCUGGCUCUCUGUGGCCCCCAGAUGGUGCAGUGGACUGCCUGCCUGGGCCGUGGAACGCAGCACACCAAGCCAGCCUGAGGGCGCCCGGAGGUGGAGCAGAGCAAGCAGGCGGGCAGUGGUGAUGUGCACAGGAGGAGAGGCCCGGGUAGGGCCUGCAGACUUGAGGUUUUAGUUCAGCAGACAAACUGAGAACCCGUUUAGAGGCGACGGCAUCCCAGUCGGGGAAGCCAUGGUCAAGGUCGGAGCGGAGGGAGCGGGGAGAUGCCAAGGUGGGAUUUGGCGGCUGACUGCGGGUUUCCCACCUGGGUGGCUGGUGGAACAGUUCUGGGGACACACGGCACAAUCUGGGACGUGUGUGGGCUCCCUAAGGCUGUGGCAUGUGUGUGUGGGAGGGUGGUCGGUGAGGGGGUUAAGCCA
Messenger RNA from Lepus europaeus (European hare), 4237 nucleotides. RefSeq names its product Grid2 interacting protein (gene GRID2IP). Bases 1 to 3576 code for a protein of 1191 amino acids. The transcript is spliced from 22 exons. Gene Ontology annotation, molecular function: protein binding. Lineage: Eukaryota; Metazoa; Chordata; Mammalia; Lagomorpha; Leporidae. The record is from RefSeq and is a predicted model, not a curated record.